CACUUGUUAAAGCGAUAUAUCGUCCUUACAUUCAUCGUUAAGCCUCCGUCAACACUCAAUCAACCUUUACUAAUAAAUUAUUAUUCUUUAUUCCACAUUCUCUCCGAUCAAAUCAAGCAAGAAACAUGUCUUCUGAGCAACCGCUACUCACUUCCAUCGACACCGACACCGAAACCGCCUACGACCCAACAGAAAAAGUCAACGUCAUCUUAACAGACGAUGACCCAGCCAACUUCAACGAGUACGGAACCAAUACGCCGCCGUUUUCAUGGCGCAAACUGUGGCUCUUCACCGGACCCGGGUUCUUGAUGAGCAUAGCCUUCUUGGACCCGGGUAACUUGGAGGGUGAUCUUCAGGCGGGUGCGAUUGCAGGCUACUCAUUGUUGUGGCUGCUGUUGUGGGCUACGGCUAUCGGCUUGCUUGUUCAGCUGUUGUCGGCUCGGCUCGGCGUGGUGACAGGGAGGCAUUUGGCUGAGCUGUGUAGGGAGGAGUAUCCGAAUUGGGCUGCCAAGUUGUUGUGGGUGAUGACUGAGGUGGCUCUCAUUGGGGCUGAUAUUCAAGAGGUUAUUGGUAGUGCUAUUGCUUUAAAGAUUUUGACUCUUGGCUUUUUGCCCCUUUGGGCUGGUGUUAUUAUCACUGCCCUUGAUUGUUUCAUCUUCUUAUUUCUUGAAAACUACGGUGUGAGAAAGCUAGAAGCACUUUUCGCGGUUCUCAUUGCAGUCAUGGCAAUCUCGUUCGCAUGGAUGUUUGGUGAAACUAAGCCCAAUGCCAAGGAGCUUCUUGUUGGUCUUGUUGUUCCAAAGCUCAGUUCAAAAACAAUCCAACAAGCGGUGGGAGUUGUUGGUUGCAUAAUAAUGCCACACAACGUGUUCUUACAUUCUGCACUCGUCCAAUCAAGAGAAAUCGACCCGCGGAAAACAGGCCGGGUCCGAGAAGCUCUCAAGUACUACUCAAUAGAAUCGGCGAUAGCACUGGCUAUUUCGUUCAUUAUAAACCUCUUUGUAAUGACGGUUUUCGCAAAAGCAUUCUUUGGUACGGCAAUAGCCGACACUAUCGGCCUUGGGAACGCGGGUCAGUAUCUUCAAGAGAAAUUCGGUGGCGGGGUUGUACCAAUUUUGUAUAUUUGGGCUGUCGGGUUGUUAGCAGCUGGGCAAAGUAGUACAAUCACGGGUACAUAUGCGGGGCAGUUUAUUAUGGGCGGUUUUCUUGAUUUGAGAUUGAAGAAAUGGUUGAGGGCUUUGAUAACACGAAGUUGUGCUAUAAUUCCAACGUUGAUAGUUGCGUUAAUUUUCGAUAGCUCCGAGGAUACGUUGGAUGCUUUGAAUGAAUGGCUAAACGUGCUUCAGUCUGUUCAGAUCCCGUUUGCUCUUAUACCGCUUCUGUGUUUGGUUGCGAAAGAUGAUCUUAUGGGGGUAUUCAAGAUUGGCCCUGUUUUAAAGACAAUCUCAUGGCUCGUGGCUGCACUAGUGAUAGCGAUAAACGGUUAUUUGUUGCAACAGUUUUUGGCUGAAGAAGUAAGCGGGGUAGCCUUGACUUGUACUGUCGUAAUUUUCACUGCUGCAUAUGUUGCAUUCGUUGUAUACCUUAUCUGGCGAAGCAUUACAGUUUCUACAUUCGGUUUCUUGAAGCCAAGAAGCGAGGUAUUAUAGAGGUUUAAGCGAGGUAAACUUAUUAUAUAUAAUUAUAUAUGUUAACAUAAUUGUAACUUUAGCAAGAGAAACCUGUCAAAAAUGACGAUGCUAUGUUGUAGCGAUGACUUAGUAGAUUGUUAUUUUUCAUGGCUGGUCUUGUAUCGCGUGUUACUCGAUUUUAAAUAAUGUGUAUGACAGCUUAACGUCAAUGUUGUAACUGAUAAUUCUGUAUCAUUGUCAAAAUAUAUGCUUCAGCAACUUUUUUUUA
Helianthus annuus (common sunflower) is the source of this 1899-nucleotide messenger RNA. Its product is annotated as metal transporter Nramp3. The coding region runs from base 126 to 1649 and encodes 507 amino acids. Gene Ontology annotation, cellular component: vacuolar membrane. Gene Ontology annotation, molecular function: cadmium ion transmembrane transporter activity; manganese ion transmembrane transporter activity. The transcript has 4 exons. The record is from RefSeq and is a predicted model, not a curated record. Lineage: Eukaryota; Viridiplantae; Streptophyta; Magnoliopsida; Asterales; Asteraceae. Gene Ontology annotation, biological process: metal ion transport; defense response to bacterium; positive regulation of reactive oxygen species metabolic process.